AUGAUAACUAAUCCUGGAAUUGUAAAAUAAAAAUUACUAGAGAGUAAAUCUACUCACACUCCUCAUACUUAAUCAACAUUUCAUAGCCCAACAAAUUCUAGAACAUUGUAAACAAAAGUUAUUUAUCUUAGAGGAUUCUUUAAUAAAGAAUUAAAAAAAAUACCAGAGUCAAAUAAGCUUUAACCAUUCUCUGUUGAAAAAUAAAGUCAUUCAGCCACUUCAUCAUGUCAUACUUUUAUGACUCAGUUUGAAUGUGCUAAAAAAGAUAAUAGGGUAAUUUAAUUUGGAAAAAUAAAAAACCGUAAAUAAGUGACAUUAUUUAACAAUGAAGAUUUUAUAUCAGAUGAUAUCCUUGAAUUGUAUAAUGAAUAUUAGAAAAAUUAUUUAACUUUAAAUAAGAUAGACAAAUUUAUUGAUAUAUAAAUAUCCUAAAUGCAUUAACCAUAAUUUACAAUAAAAACUCAAGAGUUUGUAUCUAUCAGUGAUGAGAAAUUAAAAUUAAAUGAUUUAAGUAAAUUCAAUAAGGUUAAAAUAUAGAGAUUUAAAUUCUAUUAUUUUAGAAUAAAAAUAAAAGGUAGAUUAUCACCAGCUCAAAUAGUAUUGAAUUGUCCAGAUAGAGUUUAAAGUUCAAAUAUUAGAAUGUUUAUAUCAUUAAAAGCCGAAUUUCCUACAAAAUUUAAUUGUGAAUAAAUAAUAUAAGCAAAAAAUGCAAAAAUGUAUGCUGAUCAUAAUCAACCAUAUUUUUCAAAGGAAUAUUUAUAUAUAACAAUAUAUUCAGACAUAGAUUUCGAAGUAAAAAUUGAUAUAAUAUUUGGGAAUCCAAUAUAAAAGAUUGCAGUACGUAAAUAAUAAAUAGAAGAAGAUAUAUUGGAUAUUCGUCCAUAAACACAAAGAGUUAUAAGAAAUGAUAAGAUUAAAUAUAAUUUGGAUAUGAAACAAUAUUUGUAAAAGAUGAGAAAUAAUGAAUAGAAUAAGGUAAAUAUAUAAAUAAUGAAAGUUAGAGAGAGAGUAGAAAUAAUAAUUAGUUUCAAUGAAUAAAAAAAUAAUUUAAGAAGAAAAAUAAGUUGAUAAAGUAUGUAAAGUGUUAGCAAGAGAAUCAAUAAAUUAAUAUAGAGAAAUAGAGAAAAUAAUAAAAAAGAGAAGAGAAUAAAUAAAAAUGUUUUAAUAAUAUUGGUGUUAAAUAAUAAGUUUAUUUGAUUUUUGCAAGGAAGUGAAAUCAAAAUUAGAAGUAAUUAGAAAAUUCAUAAAAGGACAUUAAAAGACAUAAGAAAGCGUAAGCAAAAGGAAAAUUAUUGGUUUGGCAAUUAAAAACAAUGGCAUUAAUGAAAGUUUAAGUAUAUGGAUCAACUCCAAAAGAGAGAACAAUAUUUAAAUCAAAAUUAAUAUUAUAAUCAUAUGCUUUGUAUAUAAAGAAGAAAACAAAGUUAGUAGCUGAAGAGGUUCUUACUCGUUUUAUAAAAAAGAUAUUAUUAUAUCUAACAACGUUAAAUAAAUAAUAAAGUUUAAUAAAGAAAGGUAUAGAUAUAUUUAAUAGAUUAAAGUGAAAACAAUAUAGAGAAAGUUUAGAAGUUUGAAAUAGAAGAAAAGAAUGUUUAGAGAUAAAUUUUGGAAAUAUAUUAAAGAUAAUAUAACAAAUAUUGUAUUUUAAUUAAGAAGGUAGAAAGAUGUAAGAAAUUUGUUUAGUGAUGGUAAAAAGCCUGCAAUAAUAAUUGAUGUGUAAAUAUAUAUAUAUAUAUAUUUAGACAUUUAAUGUAGAGUUUGAUUGAUGAUUAUUGUGAGAAAGCAAGAUAAAGAUGGAUGAAUUAUAUAAAUAGAACAUUUAAAGAAAAAAAUAGGUCUAAGGUAAUUUAUGUAUAAUAAUAAAUUAGAAAAUUUAAAAUGUAGCAUUAAAUUUCACUGAGCCUAAAUUGUAUGACAUGCCAAAUGAAUACGAAUUAACUUAAUUAAUUGAUCAAUAUGCUAAAAUAAAAAAAUUAUAUUGA
This is a messenger RNA of Paramecium sonneborni, 1982 nucleotides long. NCBI's taxonomy places the organism in Eukaryota, Ciliophora, Oligohymenophorea, Peniculida, Parameciidae. The record is from the annotation of a GenBank genome assembly.